GAGCGUGUGUGGACGUUGGAUUUUUUGCCCAGCGAUCGCGAACAAGUCGAAAUACACAAGCAAGCAACCCAAAGCUUCACAGAUUGGCGCGCGCGUGUUAAAAAAAAAACAAAAAAUAUUUCGGAGUCCCCCGCUGUCGUUUCCUUUGCCGCAACACAUUCAGUGGAACUUGUUUUCGGGCUCGGUGGCAUUUGCGACGUGUGUGCAAAAUUAACGAAAUGCCUACGUCUGGCUUAUGAAUGAGUCCCGAGCGUCGUCGCGCAUCUAAUAGAUACAUAUUGAAAGAAUUGAAGUAGACGCCGACGAUAGGCGGCUUUGGUGCUUGGAACGCCUGAAACAAGCUUACUUUUGUUAUUCGUUUUGGCAAAUAAUUGUCGCUCAUAUCUUGCCGGGCCAAAAGUGCGCGUUGUGUGUCCGCUAAUCCAAGAAUUCGCGAAUCCGAGAACCCUGCACGCCCGAGUCAUCCACUUGUCCAGUCCAGCACUCAGUCGCAGCGCAACAAUAUUCGCUCACAUCCUUAUCGAAAGGUGCUCUGCUAACUUUGCGAUUAUAACACACAAAGAUUGUUUGGAAUUGGUGUGGUGUGAACGCACAUGUGUGGUGAAAGUUUCUUUCAAUAACAACAACAACACACAAUAUGUUUGACAACAGAGUUCCGCCGGUGGAAUUGAAUUCGAAAUUGGCGCAGUAAAGGUGUUAAAGGCAAACCGAACUCGCACAGUUGAGUGAAAGGAAGCGCAGACACGCAUUUUCAAUUGUUAAACGUUAAUGAGCGAUACACAACCAAAUACACUAAUUUUUAAAUGGUGACGUCACUGACGCUGACGUUAUCGCUGUCGCUGUCGUCGCCGCCAGCAUCGUCAUCAGCGACAGAGCCAUAGACGCAGCCUCUGCCUCUGCCUCUGCCCCUGACAUUGUGGAUUAUUUAACAGCGCUGAAAAGUCAAUUAAAGGCUAAAAAGCUACAGCAGCAGACUGCGGCUACGGAUGUCGGACAUUCAAUUCGAAAGCCAUUGGCAAACCCGGCUAAAACGUUCCAAACCUACAGAAUAAGCAAUAGCAUAAACUGCCCUAGCAGGACAGCCCGCAGGACGACAGUCACGGCAAUUCAGGCUGCCCACCAGUAACAACAGAAACAACAACUGCAGUCGGUACGGCACAAAGAACGCCGGACAAAGCGCACGAGCGGCGGUAGAAGUGCCACAUAGCUUAAUGAGAUACGGCGGCAACCCCAGCAGGGGACGGCGACGACCGCCGUUAGCGGCGAUGUCGGCCAUUGCCACAUCGACACUGGCGCUGCUGAUUGUUGGACUCGCGGUUCCCCUACCGUCGGCAAAUGGCCUGGCCAAUUGUCCAAAUGGCUGCGAAUGUGACGACGACACGUUGAUGGUCAAAUGCGGCGUGGGGACGCUCGAUGUGUUGCCCAUCACGCUGAAUCCAUCAAUCGAGCGGUUGGUCAUCAAGAACAACAAGAUCAAGUCCAUAGACUCCUCCAUGCAAUUCUACACACAACUUUCGUUUCUCGACCUGUCUUUCAAUGACCUGGUCACAAUACCGCAGCGCACGUUUGCAUUCCAGAGCAAGCUACAGGAGCUGCACCUCAACCACAACAAGAUCGGUCAGGUGAGCAAUAAGACGUUCAAAGGCCUGUCCACCAUCAGUGUGCUUAACCUACGCGGAAAUCUGCUCGCCGAGCUGGAAUAUGGUACCUUUGCGGGAAUGACAAAGCUGGCGGAGCUGAACCUCGGGCAGAACCGCAUUAGCCACAUCGACGCUCACGCAUUGGACGGUCUGGUCAACUUACGCGUUCUCUACCUCGACGACAACAUGUUGACAACUGUACCUUCAGACGUCACAUUCCAGGCACUGCCCAGUCUUGCAGAACUCUUUUUGGGCACCAAUUCGUUCGUUACCAUACCGGCGGGUGCUUUUCAGGAUCUGAAAGGUCUCACACGCUUGGACCUAAACGGUGCGGGACUGCACAACAUCUCCAGCGAGGCUUUCAGAGGCUUGGAAGGCUUGCGCUACUUGGAUCUUUCGGACAACCGUCUCUUAGCGGUGCCUACAAAAGCUCUUGAGCGCUUGGCCCGUUUGGAGCACCUAUCACUAGGACAGAAUGACUUUGAAGUCAUAGCGGCGGAUGCUUUUGCAGGUCUGCGCGAAUUGAGGCAGCUGGAAAUUACAGGUGCACAGCGGCUGCGUCGCGUGGAAAGCGGCGCCUUUACAUCGAACACGAACCUGGAGCACUUGACGUUGUCUUCCAAUAAGCAGUUGAGUGAGCUUCAUUCCAAUGCUCUCGGUGGCUUGCCGCACCUUAGUACUGUAGUGCUCAAGGAAAACCAGUUGAGCACGCUGGCCGAAGGCCUAAUUCCUUGGGAAGACUUGCAGAUACUGGACCUUUCGGAGAAUCCCUUUGUAUGCGACUGUCAGCUGCUGUGGCUGCGCAACCUCCUCAUAAGCAAGAAUUCCAGCAGCCAGUUCGCACCCGUUUUAUGUGCUUAUCCGACCAACGUACGCGAGCUACAACUUAUCCAGCUCUCUGAACCAUUGCUGGGUUGCACCCAUGGAGCAGCAAGCAAGCAAGCCAUUAUUGGCGUAUUGGUAAUGGUCUGUGCUGCGGUCAUUACAGCACUGGCUCUGAUAGUCUAUACCUGUCGAAAGCGGAUUCGCGAAGCGCUCAAGGGGCACUCGGCGCUGGGUCGCAAAGAGCGGGAGUACCAGAAAACCUUCUCCGACGAGGAAUAUAUGGGACGCCCAUCGCCUAGCUGCGGGGGCGUGCAUCCUACGACACCAUAUCCUUGCCUAGGCAGUUACAACGCCGCCUCCCAGUCGCAGUACACACGGUCUAUACCGGUCACUGAGCUCUAGCUAGAAGCGCCGCCCCCACCUCAACUUCGGGGGGGUCGGGGAGCAGCAGCAUGUCACAAGCCUGCUCUUCAGCAAUUGCAAGUGCCCAGCUCCGUUGACGCGCACACAUCCUUCGCCCAACUUAGCCACAUCCACUAUAUGACCAACAACAGCACAACGCCGUUAGCGACGACGGUACCACGCCCAAGCCCUCAUCCGCACUACUCUGAGCAGGACAUGCGCAAGCUAGCCAACGGCGGCAAGCCACUUAAUGCCUCCUUACCUCGUCACCUGGCCAAACGUCAGGCAAUGCAGGAGAGCACGCUGUCCCACUACAGUCAGCCGCUGGCGAUUCGCCUAACGCAAGACCAUUUCAACCACAAUGGAGGCUACGCCAAGCCCUGCGACGCCAUGACCGACGGCUAUAUCCAUAACAACUCCCACUACUCGCUUCCUCUCGAUCAUGAUAUGCCACCACCUCCCGCACCAACGCCCCCGCCUCCGGCAUUGCCGCUGCGCAACGGGGUCGGUGUGGCCUUAGUACAUGGCAACACCACUGGCAGGCGCUCCUUUAACAACAACAACAAUAACAAUUUGACCAUGAUGUCCAACAACAACCAUAAUGUGGCGGGUGGCAACAACAACGGGAGUCUGCGUAGGUAUCACUGAUAUACGCUAAAGUCGUGCGGCA
Molecule: messenger RNA, 3537 nt
Organism: Scaptodrosophila lebanonensis
Lineage: Eukaryota; Metazoa; Arthropoda; Insecta; Diptera; Drosophilidae
Gene: caps
Product: protein slit
Exons: 5
Molecular function (GO): protein binding
Source: RefSeq, a predicted model, not a curated record